UCUCCAUAGUUACGGCGCCGUGAGGUGGCGGCCAUCUUGGAGCGAUGAGCGGGUCGAACCCGAAGGCUGCGACCGUGGGGUCGGCGACUGGGCCCGGCGGGCUGGUGGCUGGCAAGGAGGACAAGAAGAAGGCGGGCGGCGGCGUCCUGAAUCGGCUGAAGGUGCGGCGGCAGGCGUCCACACACACGGCCGACGACGGCGCCGGAGCGGCGAUCACCGAGCAGGAGCUGCUGGCGCUGGACACGAUCCGCCCUGAGCACGUCCUGCGCCUCAACCGGGUCACCGAGAAUUAUUUAUGUAAACCUGAAGACAAUAUCUACAGUAUUGAUUUUACCCGCUUCAAAAUCCGAGAUCUGGAGACGGGGACAGUGCUCUUUGAGAUUGCCAAGCCUUGCACAUCAGACCAAGACCAGGAUGCAGAAGAGGAGAGUGUGGAUGUGGAUAUCAGCGUGGGGCGCUUCGUUCGCUAUCAGUUCACGCCGGCAUUUCUCCGCCUCCGGACAGUUGGUGCCACGGUAGAGUUCACAGUUGGGGACAGACCUGUGUCAAACUUCCGGAUGAUUGAGCGGCACUACUUCCGGGAGCGGUUGCUGAAAAACUUUGACUUUGACUUUGGCUUCUGCAUCCCCAGCAGCAGAAACACGUGUGAGCACAUCUACGAGUUCCCGCAGCUCUCUGAGGAUGUCAUUCGUCUGAUGAUUGAAAACCCAUAUGAGACCCGCUCGGACAGCUUCUACUUUGUUGACAACAAGCUGAUAAUGCACAACAAGGCUGAUUACGCCUACAACGGAGGCCAGUAACUGCCGCAAGCAUGCACACAGAAGGUCCUUUGCUGCCACCACGAGGCACGCAGGGAGAACUGCAGCUGCUGCCUGUCAACACCCACCUUGAACCUGGUCCAGGAAGCUGCAGCUGGGGUGGUGGUGUUGUGUGCACCAAAGAGGUGCCAGCCAGCAGUUUCUUUUCCCAGUAUUUUUCCCCUGGCCCCUAGUUUACAGAGGUAUUAGAGUGAAGUAAAAGAUUAGGGUAAGGUUCCUGGGAUCCAGAUAAAAAAGUGUAUUUCGGUGUAGUCUUAGCUGUGCACUGGUUCUCUCGACAAGCUCGGCUGUCCAGGCACAGCUGUGCUAGCUAGAAGGCUCGGGCUGGGCCAGCCUGCAGGUCGCCAGCAUGCUGCAGAUGGCUGGGCUGUGGGCAGCUGAAAGCAGCUCACUUCCCCUCAUUGCAGUAUCCCUGGUAGUCUGCCCUCCACCUAUGCAUAGUCUUAAGCCACCUGGAAGAAACUUGAAAAGAGAUUAAGGAAUUGCUGAGGAGCCCAGACCGAGGCACUGGGAUGGGAGGUGCUGCCAGACUGAAGGACAGUUUUGAGAAGGCUGCUUCUCUGCCUUUGGGACCUGCAGCCAGUCCUGAGGAAGACCGUGGUCUCAGCUUCCUGGUGCCUUCCUGUUCUUACUCUGGAGGAGCUUGCUUUGCUCCCCUGGCCAUGACUUUUUAGCAUCUCUUGCAGAGGCCCUUGUCAGUCUUGUUCACAGAACAUGAUGUUUCUCCAGUUCAGUGAAGGGCACUGUGCUUUGCUCUUUUUAUUCUCGGACUUCUCUUGGGGCGUUUUCACACUGUGUCAGUGUUCUAGCACCUGCAGUGCGGGUGGGUCUCUGAGGAUUGAUCGGAUCCCAGGCUGAUGUGGCUCAUGGUGGGAGAGGCAUAGUUGCAGCCCGGCCACUUCCUUAGUGAGGGCUGACUGUUUGUACACAGCAAGCCUGGAAGAUGGGCUCUGGGUAGGAUUUGGCUCCAGAACUCUUGAGUCUCUUGCUUAGGAAUGUUUUCCUAUCUGUUUGCCUUUCUGCUGAAGUCAUUCCUGGAACCAUCUGCCAGACGAUCUUGAGCAAUGCAUAUUCUGAUCCUUCCUUCAAACUGCUGAGUGUUUGGAAAGGGCAGCCUAGGCUGAGGCUUCCGCCCAGAACACUGUCCUCAGACAGCUUCCUGCACAGUGAGUGUCAGCUAUCCUCAUCUCCACUGGCUGACUCCCACCCCUUUGGCUCCCUAGGUUGUCUGUGUGGAUGGCUCUAGGACUCUGCAGUGGCUGGGGUCUGUUUGGCAUUGGGGGAAGUGUCAGUAGUAAGGGCAGAUAUGCAGAAAGUAUCUCUGAGGCACCGCCUUACCUGUGAUGAGAGCAGGGUCCCAAAGUGCUCUGGCCAGUGUCACUCUGGGCUUCCAGAACAUUAGUGGACCCAUGCUCUGUAUCUGGCCAGCAUCUGAUGAUACCAUGUGCUGGAAGCGCAUGGAACGAGAAAGCUCUAGCUGACCCUUCAUGCUGCACUGGAUUUACCCACUGAGAUGGGAGAGCCCAGGUGCCCUGUGGCAGGUACUUCCUGACCAUUCCAGUGACUCUCAGAACUGGAGUCCACUCCAAAUCUAGGUGCCUUAAGUGUGGCUCCGCCCACAUGCUGCAGGGGAGCUGCUGGUCCAUUGCUCCCUCCUCAGCCACACGUCAGCACUCUACCUUUCCUCACGUGGCUCCUCUGCUGGAACCUGCAUGUCCUUGACAAGCUUCAGAGUGCUUCUUGCUCUGUUAGAGUCUGGUUCCCAGUAUUGAAGUAGCUACUACCCAGGAUGUGCUUCCUGGCGCUGUGUGGUCUUUGCUCAGUGCAGCCCGCGAUGGGCUGCUGCUGAAUUCUGGCACACUGUUUUCUGCCUGCAGUGCUGGCUUUUGCUUGGAGAGCCCCAGAGGAUGUAGGAGCAGGGCCCACUGGCUUGAGAAGGGCUACAUCCCCUUUCCAGCCAGUGUGGUCUCAUUGAAGACUACUCUGAGCCGCAUGCGCUGUCGUGUUGGUUGGAUGGGGCGGUCUUCUGCUGCUGCUGAAGGGCCAGUGGUCCGCGUCUGGCUGCUUAGGGAAGCGUCUUGCUGUUUGCUGUAAGGAGUUUGAAAUUCCGAUUUUUGUACCUGACUUGGGUAAACUGGAAGUCAUACUUUGAAAGUAACCGAAGAAGCAGAGGCCGAGUUGGAAGUCUUAACUGCCUGGAGUACCAGCCAUGCACAGUGGCUUCCUGUGACACAGUGGAAGAGGAAGUCAGUGCUCCGGUGUAGGAGCCAUGCCUCAAACCAAAAGCAGGGAUCUGAACAGAUGGCAGCUCCCAGGGGGACCUGCCCCGAGCAGCUGGGCAGAAAGAACCCUUCCUGGUACAAGACAGAUCUGCUUGAACUCCAUCUCUGUCCUCUGCCUUGGGACCAAGCUGCCCUUCAAAACCACAAUCAUAGGAGUCAAGAUGGCCAGUGUCUAGGCUGAGAUCAGCUGUUGUCUUGCACACACCUGCAGCUUCACCAGGCCCUGGGCAUCUGAUUUUCGGUUCCUAGGGACAGUGCUUUGUGGUGUCUGGGACGGACCAGAGACUCAGAUUCUCAGAAUGUCCGAACUUCAUGUCCAGAGCGUCAUAGCCACAGGGGUUCUGGCAGAGGUAGGCUCACCCCUUGUUUCAUAAAGAAUCAUGUGCUGUCACUGAAGUUGUGAAAGUAUUUUCCUUGUAAAUCUAUUUUUCACAGACUAUAUGAAGCAUCUCUGUCCUUCCCACUUCACCCAAGAUCCUCAUUCCAAAACAAACCAGGUGAUUUUAUUUGUAUAAGAUGUUAUUUUACCACAAGAGACAGUAAUAAAAAGAUUUUCACAAUG
Messenger RNA from Meriones unguiculatus (Mongolian gerbil), 3662 nucleotides. It is a transcript of the gene Unc119b, whose product is annotated as unc-119 lipid binding chaperone B. NCBI's taxonomy places the organism in Eukaryota, Metazoa, Chordata, Mammalia, Rodentia, Muridae. The record is from RefSeq and is a predicted model, not a curated record. Gene Ontology annotation, molecular function: lipid binding. Gene Ontology annotation, cellular component: cilium. Bases 45 to 800 code for a protein of 251 amino acids. The transcript has 5 exons. Gene Ontology annotation, biological process: nervous system development; lipoprotein transport; cilium assembly.